UUUUGCAGCUCCAGAGGACUCCAGAUGCUCAGGGCAAGAUCUCUGCAGCCGAAACCGUCAGCAAAGAGAACGAGGAGAAGGAUGGCCUGGAUAAGUGGAAAAUGCUGCAGCGAUUUCUGUGUAAGCCCCAUUGUGACAAUUCCACAGGGAAUUUGAAGCUAUGCCCCAAAGACUGGCUGCUUCAUGAAAACAACUGCUAUUGGAUCUCAACAGAAAAACAAACCUGGAAUAACAGUAGGGACGACUGCAGAGCCAAAGAUUCUAAAAUUGCGAUGUUGAAAGAACAAGCAGAACUGCACUUCAUACAGCGUAUCUCCAACGGGGCACAGCUAUUGUGGAUUGGACUGUCUGUUAAUUCCACUACCCGUGAAUGGUCAUGGAUCGACAACUCCCCGUUAAAUGAUACAUUGCUGCCGAUCACAGGUGUGGCUCAAGGAAACAGCUGUGGGAUGCUGAAGGGCCAGAAAGUCAUCUUGGAAUCUUGCAGCGCUGUGACCAGGUGGAUCUGCGAGACAGAAGCUCUGGUGAUGUAAACAACAGAAGAGGAAAACUAGAA
This is a messenger RNA of Python bivittatus (Burmese python), 556 nucleotides long. Lineage: Eukaryota; Metazoa; Chordata; Lepidosauria; Squamata; Pythonidae. The record is from RefSeq and is a predicted model, not a curated record.